Molecule: messenger RNA, 561 nt
Organism: Yarrowia lipolytica CLIB122
Lineage: Eukaryota; Fungi; Ascomycota; Dipodascomycetes; Dipodascales
Molecular function (GO): protein binding
Source: RefSeq, a predicted model, not a curated record
AUGCUGACUGGUCACACUACCAUCCAGGAAUCUGGCCUUUCUCUGGUGAGAACGAAAUGCGCCCCAAACUUCAGCAUCAAGGGCUCAGAUGAAGAGACAGUGGAGGUCUUCACACCGGUGCUGACGGCCGUAUGGCCCUUCUUCGAGACCAUGCUCAGUUCGGGCAUGCGGGAAGCGUCGGAAAACGUGGUCGCGCUGGACGCUCCAGAAUCAACAGUCGAAGCCAUGCUGCGUUACCUACAUGGACAAGACUUGAAUCUCCAUUUUGACGAAGCGGUGGAACUGGUUAUGGUAGCGCAAAUGUACCAACUUCCCGAACUAUUGGCGAUUGUCGAACGGUUCUUCAGAAGCUUCGACACGGCAAUUACCCAAGCUAUGAUCCUGUGGCGCAAAUGCUGCGCGGCUGGAAACGACGAAUUAAGAGGCCUGGCUGUGAGCCAGAUUCAAAUGCUGAUGUCGAACACGCUGAGCUUUUCCGAGUCGAUUAAUGAGCUCUCAAGAGAUGAAAUGAUGCUGCUUCUCCGGGACCUUGCUGCUGAAGCCAGCAAAAGGCAUAUCUGA